CCGCCGCACCUUCAACCUACCUACCUAUCAUUACCCAAAGAUCAAAGUCACUCGUUAUCCACCAUGCAGCUCAAGAACCUCGCCAUCACCUUCGCUAUCCUGACGAGCACGACCGUCUUUGCCGUCCCCUACGGCGGCCUGUUUGCUUGCCCCAACGACUGGUGGUACUGCGGAGAGUGCCACAACAACGGCUGCAAGAUCGCUGGCCUGGAUUACCCCUGCGGACAUGAAACCACUUGCAUGGGCGACAACGGUGGCAAGGGUGCUCUCUGCGGAACCAAGAACGGCGAUUUCUUCAACAUGGGCAAGGACAUCGAGUGCCCGGACAAGGCCUAAAUGGUCGUUGGUUAAUGGUAAUGGUUUAUUUUAAUGGUUUGGUUGGUCUGAUGGCAAACACUGCUGUGGUUGAUUGAAGAAUACCUUGUUAUACAUUUUACUGGCGAAUCUGAAAUGCGCAUCCUUUGCUCUGCUUUUCUUCAAUGAACUUUGAAUAUGCAGUUGUGUGCUGUACGACCGUUGGCCGUUAAAAGAGACCCGAUCACGUGUGUGAGACCAGCGAUCUAGAUAUCUUCGACAAGAUGAGGAUCAGCGUACAGAAGAUCUUCUAUCUUCACCUACGUCAUUGCAUCUGUGAGAGAAGAAAAUCA
This is a messenger RNA of Aplosporella prunicola CBS 121167, 647 nucleotides long. RefSeq lists its product as uncharacterized. The transcript has 3 exons. NCBI's taxonomy places the organism in Eukaryota, Fungi, Ascomycota, Dothideomycetes, Botryosphaeriales, Aplosporellaceae. Bases 64 to 336 code for a protein of 90 amino acids. The record is from RefSeq and is a predicted model, not a curated record.